Messenger RNA from Chaetomium globosum CBS 148.51, 2217 nucleotides. RefSeq lists its product as uncharacterized. The record is from RefSeq and is a predicted model, not a curated record. NCBI's taxonomy places the organism in Eukaryota, Fungi, Ascomycota, Sordariomycetes, Sordariales, Chaetomiaceae. Bases 1 to 2217 code for a protein of 738 amino acids. The transcript is spliced from 3 exons.
AUGCAUCCUACAACCAUUGCGGCCGUGGCCGUGUUGUCCGUUUGCUUUGGAGCUCCCUUGGACGCCCGUCACGCCGAAACCCAGGAAUACGAGGAACCAUGUAAGCAGGUCCGGAACCACGUCGCUAAGUGGAUGUCGGAGAAUAAUAUUGUGCCAAAAGAUUCUACGGAAUUUGAACAGGCAAUCAUUCCAGCGGCCCCCGCCGCACCGAUUCCGCCCUCCAUCGCCUUUGAAUGCCUCAAAUCCGUGCCCUUAUACAAGGAUACGGCAUUGGGGCAGUUGAACUUUCUCCGACCCUUGUUUGAGUGGCAAAGUACUCUCGAUGAUCUUCGCGAACCCCCUGAGGGGUAUCUUUCCGAGGGGGUUGAUCUUCUUGGUGGCCUCGACAACAUCACAGCCAAGCUGCAGGAGGCUCAAGGGAGCUACAAAAAUGAGUUUGAGUUCUUGGCCGACUUGUAUACCUUGACCUCGGUCAGGCCCAGGGACUUGCAUUUCAGAUACACCAGCUCCCUUUUUGAUCUUUUCAGCUUCCCAAGACCAGCGCGAUUUGUCUCGAUUUCCACGGACGGAAUUUCAGAGCCCAAGAUAUAUCUACAUGCCGAUGUUAACCACGCUGAGCGCCGGUAUACCCCAUCACCGGUGUUAACAAUCGAUGGGAUCCCAGCUCUGGAGUUUCUACAAAAGGAGUCCGUCAAGGACGGUGGGUGCCACGAUCCAGACGCUCGCUUCAAUAGACAGUUCCCAAGUCUCGCCAACGACGCAGCUCUGGUCUACACUCCGUCAGAACCAGCAGCGUUGGACCUCCGCGAUACCACAACGGUGGAGUGCCAGAAUGGAACAAAGUUUGAGUUUAGCAAUUUCGCUUUUGUCCGGGGUAACUUCAGCAACAUUACCACUGGAGUUGACUUGUACAAUGACUUCGGCCGGGGCAACGGCACGGGCCCACGGACUAGCGAAGCCGGGAAUUAUGUGUUACUCGCGAAGAAUUACACCAGUCAUUUUGUUGGCUACCCUAUCCCUACCAACCGAACCAAGAAUGGAAACGUGGCGGGCUUCCUUCCUAACAAGCCCGAGUUCUCGGACGUGGCUGUGCUCGUUGUUAAUAGCUUCCAAGGAAUCCUCGGUCCAGAUACAUUUGUUACGCCACCCGGCGUGUACUUCCAGGAGUUCUUCAACGUCACCACCGACUUCAUCCGCGCCGCCAAAGCCGCCAACCGCAGCAAGCUAAUCCUGGACGUCCAAGGCAACAGCGGCGGCCUCGUCUACAACAUCGCCACACUCUACUUCGCCCUCUUCCCCGGCAGCACCCUCCCGCAACUCUCCCGUGCCCGCUCCCACCCUCAAUUUGCCUGGCUGGGCGCCCACCUCUGGAACGGCACCACCUCUCCCGCCGCCGGCGUCUGGCCCCUCAACAACUUCAUCCGCCCGGACCACCACCCCUGGACCUCCUUCGCCGACCUCUACGGCCCCCACCCAGACACCGGCACCCCUCACGAAUACACCAACCCCUCUAUCUUCAACGUAACUAACUACACACAACUAUUCGCCGCGUACCAGGACCCCCUCAACGCCAACGGCGCGCAGUACACCAUCCCCUGGACCGAGCCCCCCUUCGCGCCCGAGGAUAUCCUCAUCGUUAGCGACGGGCAGUGCGGGUCCGCGUGCGCCAUGACCGUGUCGAUGUUGACGCAUGUGCAUGGCGUGCGGACCGUUGCGCUGGGCGGGCGGCCGCUGCUUGCGCCGAUGCAGGCGCUGGGGCAGACAAAGGGCGGGCCGGUGAUCAACUUUGCGGGGAUGCCGGAGGUGGAUCGGGGGGCGGUGCCUGAGGGGUUGGUGCUGCCACCGCCGGCGGACGGGUUUAAACCACCGUUGAGGGUGCCGGGGUUGGAGGGGGUAAGGGGGUUGGGGUGGGGCGUGACGGUUAGUUUUAAUGUGGUGAAUAUGUUUCCGUGGGGAGAGGAGAUGGAAGAGGGGGAGGUGCCGUUGCAGAUGCGGUAUGAGGCGGCGAAUUGUAAGCUAUUCUUUACGUGGGAUAUGGCGAGGGAUAUUACAGCUGUCUGGGGGGCUGCUGCUGCUGCUGCGUGGCAAGGCGGGCAGUGUGUGCCUGGUUCGACAACGAAUGAGGAGGGGACAAUGGGGGGAAUACCUGGGUACACUGAGAAGGUUGCUGAUCAGUAUAAGUUGGGAGAUGGGCCAGGUGUUUUCGGGUCUGACUAA